UGAAGCAGCGCCGUGAUUAAACGUAUGUAAUUUCCAAUUGCUUUUGCCAGUUUGAUAUACUAUGUAUUAUAGGUAAGGGCGCUCGCUCAACUGCCCUUGAAAGUUGGUUAAGACCUUUCGCUCAAGCAUCGAAAGCUCUUGGAGAACUACUAGUUACGUCAUUAAACCCAAGACCCUUAACUCAACUAUGUAUUUAACUACCCCAGCUAUGAUGUAAAGUAUUUACUAGUUCUCCAAGUGACGCCAUCGACUAUUUUCAAUUUGUAUAAUAUUGGUCUUUAUAUAGGUAUACAUAUAUAUUUUUUACUGGGAAGUUUUUGGAAGUCAGUAAUGCCGAUUACCGACGACGAUGAUGAGCCCAAACGCUCGCGUAAAGGGCCUCCUUCGAGGGUACCUAUGCCGGAUGCCGAUUCGCCAGCGACCGAACCCGGCUCAGAUUCGUCUUGCGAAUGUCCUCUGAGCGAAAAGAACCACGACGGCCACCGACCGUGUACUCUCGACACACGCCCGUCUCAGAUACGCGCAAGUGGCCGGGAUGGCUCGAACGGGCUUUCGGGACAACUCUCGCGGACAGUAUCGCGUAGGGAUACCGUGCUAUCCCGAAUACGGUCCCGUCCGGAGGUACCGCCGUUUAGUCACCCGCUCGCGAAAGUGAGGACUGGACGGGAAUCGCUCGUCGACUUUGACGGGCCGGAUGACCCCUAUCGUCCCAUGAACUGGCCGCAGCGCAAGAAGAUAGCUACAACUCUGCUCUAUGGUCUAGUUACCAUGACUGCAACUUGGUCAUCCUCGUCCUAUUCUGCCGGGACCCUGCAGAUCGCGGAGCAAUUCGGUGUUGGGACGCAAACGGCAACGCUAGGAACCACUCUCUUCCUCCUCGGAUUUGGAAUAGGGCCUCUGCUCUGGGCGCCGCUUUCUGAGGUCUACGGUCGGCGCGUGGCGGUGUUGACGCCUAUGUUCGUCUCUAUAUGCUUCUCGUUCGGUUCGGCCACCGCCAAGGACUUCCAGACUCUCAUGCUAACGCGGUUUUGGGGAGCCAUAUUCGCCUCUGCUCCGGUGACGAAUACCGGCGGUGUUCUAGGCGACUUAUUCACGCCGGCCCACCGCGGUAUUGCUAUGGCGGGUUAUGCGAUGGCAGUCGUAGGUGGCCCGACGGUUGGUCCCAUCGUGUCAGCCGCCGUCGUAGCGCAGCCGAGCCUCGGCUGGCGAUGGACAGAAUACACGACGGGGAUGUUGCAAUCCGUCGUCUUACUAUUUGCUAUAAUCUUUAUCGACGAGACAUACCCACCGAGGCUUCUUGUUACCAAAGCAAGACGGCUGCGGCUCGAGACGGGUAACUGGGCGCUCCACGCUAAGUUCGAAGAAUGGGAUGUGAGCGUUGUCGAGCUGGCGCGGAAGUUUCUUAUUCGCCCGAUACAGCUUCUUUUCACGCCGAUUUGCUUCCUCGUUGCCCUGUAUGCGAGCUUCUGCUACGGAAUUCUAUACAUGCAGCUCGGCGCGGUGCCUAUUAUAUUCGGUGAGAUCAGAGGAUGGUCGCUACUGUCGAGUGAACUACCGUUUUUAGCCAUCCUUCUUGGUUCGUUAACCGGUGCAGUUAUCAACAUGUCCAACCAGCUAUACUAUAAUAAGACUUAUCAUGCUUCAGGCGACAGAGCGGUCCCCGAGAAGAGGCUACCUCCGAUGAUGCUAGGCUCCGUACUUUUUGCGGCAGGCCAAUUCAUCACCGGAUGGACUGCAGACCCAGCUACUUCCCCCUGGAUCGUCCCCGUCAUCGGGCUUUACCUCGCCGGAUGCGGUUUUAACACAAUCUUCCAGGCCGCGCUCAACUAUCUCGUCGAUACUUUCCAGAUGUAUGCGGCAAGUGCCGUAGCCGCCAAUACGUUCUUACGGAGCUGCUUCGCUGCCGCGUUUCCACUAGUUGUGACGCCGUUAUAUCACAACAUCGGGGUCGGCCCCGGGUCGAGCAUCUUUGCUGGGUGUGCGUGCUUGCUGAUACCUGUACCGUUUGUCUUUUACUUUUUCGGGAGGCGGAUUAGGGCUGGUAAUAAAUGGAGCAAGCAUAGCGUGUUUUAGACAUUCUAAGAAUUUGCAUGGCAUUGGCGUUGGGGAUGGCCUGAGCAUUGGGGAAAGGGGCAUGAUUCAUCGUUUUUAGAGCAUUUCCAGCGAGCAGUUGGCAUCGGAAUAGCAUUCUACGCUAUAGGUUUACGUUACUUAUACAGACUAGAGUUUCCAGCUAUUCUAAGGCUAACAGUACCUUAUUUGAAA
Daldinia vernicosa is the source of this 2265-nucleotide messenger RNA. RefSeq names its product polyamine transporter 1. The record is from RefSeq and is a predicted model, not a curated record. Gene Ontology annotation, molecular function: transmembrane transporter activity. Gene Ontology annotation, biological process: transmembrane transport. Bases 331 to 2073 code for a protein of 580 amino acids. The transcript has a single exon. NCBI's taxonomy places the organism in Eukaryota, Fungi, Ascomycota, Sordariomycetes, Xylariales, Hypoxylaceae.